AUGAGGGUUGUGGAGGUUGAAAAGUUCACUGGAAGCCAUGAAGAAAAAGAAAAAAGAACUGUAGCACAGAUUUAUGUAGAAUAUUACCUGGUAGUUGUCUUGGAAUGGCUUACCUUCUGCUGCCUGCAGCCUGAGAGCAGGUUCUUGGAGGACUUCUUUGAGGGUAGAUGGGUUAUCAAAGAGUCUUACCAGCAGGAUCUGGGAGUCAUGUCUAAGGAGAGUGACCACUGCUACAUCAUUGUGCAAGUAUCUCAACUUGUCCACGUGAUCAGUUGUGACAAUACGCUCAUCAUGAAAAUCAAUGUGAAGUUUACAGAGUUUCCACUGGGCCUUUGCUGCCUGUGUGAUUCUACCACUCCUGAUGGACCAUGGGAAGUUUUGGAUUGGUUUUCCUCUGGCACGGAGCCCACCUUUGGCAAAGCUGACUCUGUUGGUUACCUGGAAGGGGAAGGAAGCCAGGCAACCAUUGGUCUUUAUGACCUUUCUGUUGAAGGAGUCCAGUACGUGGGCACUGGUGUCAAAUCAAGUUUUGGGAACCUCUCCCCACUCCCCUGCGGCAAAGCCCUCUACAGCUAUGAGGGGAAGGAGCCUGGAGACCUCAAGUUUAACAAGGGUGAUGUGAUCAUCCUGCGGCGCCGCGUGGACGAGCACUGGUUCCAAGGAGAGCUGCAUGGCGCCCACGGCUUCCUGCCUGCUAGCUACGUGCAGUGCCUACACCCCUUGCCACAGGCCCCACCCCAGGGCAAAGCACUCUACGAUUUCGAGAUGAAGGACAGAGACCAGGACCAGGACUGCCUGACCUUCACCAAGGAUGAAGUCCUAACUGUCAUCAGAAGAGUGGACGACAACUGGGCUGAAGGGAUGCUGGGAGGCAAGAUCGGAAUCUUCCCCCUGCUGUACGUGGAGCUCAACGACUCUGCCAAGCGGCUCAUUGAGAUGGACAAGCAGUGCCCCCGUGCGGUGUCUGGAUGCCAUACCUCCUUGCCCUCUGACCCUGGCGCUGUGGCCAGUGUGGCCCUGGCCCCCACAUUCAGCAGCCUGGGGGCAGUCAGUGCCUUUCAGCGGCGUGUGGAUGGCAAGAAGAAUGCCAAGAAACGCCACUCCUUCACCGCACUCAGUGUGACACACAAGUCCUCCCAGGCCUCCAGCCACCGGCACUCCAUGGAAAUCAGUGCUCCAGUCCUCAUCAGCUCUAGUGACCCUCGGGCUGCAGCCAGAAUCGGGGACCUGGGGCACUCGUCGGGUAGUGUUCCUGCCCAGGACUCCAACUCCUCAACCGGACCCACCCCAGUGGCUGAACAGCAGGGCCUAGCUCCCAAAGUCCAGCUGCCUCUCAACAUAUACCUGGCCCUCUAUCCCUACAAGCCCCAGAAGAAUGAUGAGCUGGAAUUGCGUAAGGGUGAGAUGUACCGAGUCCUCGAGAAGUGCCAGGAUGGCUGGUUUAAGGGGAUGGCCCUGAGGAACGGGCUCUCGGGGGUGUUCCCAGGGAACUACGUGACACCUGUCUCCAGAGUUCCCAUAGGAGGGGCUGUGCCACCCCGGAAUAAUGUGGUUGGAGGUUCUCCACUGGCCAAAGGCAUGGCUACGACUAUCCAUCCUGGCGGCGGAAGUCUGAGCAGCCCAGCCACAGCCCCAAGGCCCACACCACCUCUCAGUACCUCUCAGGCUAUUUCUCCCCCUGCUGGUACCUGUCUGUGGCACUCGGCACAGCCUACCACCAGCCAAGCCCGGAGCACUGCUCCUCCAGCUGCCUCGACUCAGGCCCAGGACCGACCGACAGCCACGGUGUCACCCCUGCGUACCCAGAGCUCCCCGUCCCGCCUGCCUAGCACAAGCCUCAGACCCCACUCCUCGGGGUCUCCGCAGCACAUCCAGCAGUCCCCCCUGCAGAGUGGGGCUGCAGCCCAGGGGCCUCGACCAGCCAUCCCACUCACCUCUGCAGCCUCAGCCAUCACCCCUCCCAACGUCAGCGCCGCCAACCUCAGCGGGGAGUCCGGAGUGGUGCCUGGCAGCAUCCUGUCCACACUCAGCCCCACCAACAUGGGGUGCAAAGCAGACGAGAAGAAAAAUGAAAAGAAAGAAAAGAAGAGUGGGCUGCUGAAGCUUCUGGCUGGGGCAUCCACUAAGAAGAAGUCUCGCUCUCCACCAUCCUUCUCUCCCACACAUGAGCCCCAUCUGGACAGCAUGCUUCAGGGUGCCGUGGGGCCCGAGGUGUCCUCACUGUCUGUCCAUGGCAGGGCUGGGUCCUGCCCCAUUGAGAGUGAGAUGCAGGGGGCACUGGGGCUGGAGCCUCUGCACAGAAAAACUGGAUCCCUGGAUCUUAACUUCUCUUCAUCUCCGUCCAGGCAAUCCUCUCUGUCCAUGUUUGCCAUCCACCCUGAGCUCAAGCCACUGCCCAGAGAAAGGUACCGAGUGGUGGUCUCCUACCCACCCCAGAGUGAGGCGGAGAUUGAGCUGAAGGAAGGUGACAUUGUCUUUGUUCACAAGAAGCGAGAGGACGGCUGGUUCAAGGGCACCCUGCAGCGCACAGGCCGCACUGGUCUUUUCCCCGGCAGCUUUGUGGAGAGCUUCUGAGGCCAUGCUUCCCCCCCUCAUGGGGACCACAGCCUCCCCCAGAAAGACUCAAGGCUCAGGGAAAAGGGCCAUGCCUCUAGAGGGUGCCAGGCUUGCAGGAGCAGCCCCUGGGCCCAUGGCCCUUGGCUGCACCCUAACCCCAAGGCGCACUGCAGAGUCAGUCAUUCUUCCAGGAAAUGCCUCCUCGCUCAGACUGUCAGGAGUGGCUUUUGGAAAAAGAAGAGACUGGCACAGGGCACUUUCUGUGACUUACCAUAGGGCCUUGAACUCCAUUCUUGCAGGCUGGCUGUGGGGCAGGGCGGGGCAGGGAGCAGAGCACUUGAAGACUAUCCUGGGCUCGUGGGGUCUGCAUUGCUCCAUCUCCUCUCUAUAUACCUCAGUCACCUGCCACCUGGUCUCAGCAAUGGUGGCCCUCGCCCGGGGCCCUUCCUGGAGUUCUGGGGAAGCCACUGUGCGGCUGCUUGGGGACACCACACACCUCCUGCCAGUGUGAUAAGCGACACUCUUCAUUUCUGGCCCAGUAUCCCUUUUGCUUUGCCUCUUUCUUCAAGCAUCUCUUUGAUGUCUA
This is a messenger RNA of Erinaceus europaeus (western European hedgehog), 3142 nucleotides long. RefSeq names its product SH3 domain containing ring finger 3 (gene SH3RF3). The record is from RefSeq and is a predicted model, not a curated record. Gene Ontology annotation, molecular function: protein binding. The coding region runs from base 1 to 2574 and encodes 857 amino acids. Lineage: Eukaryota; Metazoa; Chordata; Mammalia; Eulipotyphla; Erinaceidae. The transcript is spliced from 13 exons.